AUGUCAGCCUCAGCCAUAUUCGGGUUAAACAUGUCAGUCUUACCUCGUCCGUCAACCGUUCCAACUGGACUCCACGGCGGCGCCACCAAGUUACCGGUACCAACAAGUGUUGGGGGAUUGGUAAUUGAGUGUUCAUCGAGGCCACAAAAGAAAGCUACAGCUCACCAUAAGAAGACAAGGCCACGUAAGACUCAAGCUUGGGACAUCAAACGUGGACCAACUGUUUAUGCUCCCUUGCCGGACUUGCCACCUGAGUGGUCGUUUGCAAGUGAUGCUUCGGGUCAACCCGCUGGUGUUGGAGCUUCGGUAUCUGAUGCUAAGUCUGAGUAA
This is a messenger RNA of Lycium barbarum (goji berry), 330 nucleotides long. RefSeq names its product large ribosomal subunit protein cL38. Lineage: Eukaryota; Viridiplantae; Streptophyta; Magnoliopsida; Solanales; Solanaceae. The record is from RefSeq and is a predicted model, not a curated record. Gene Ontology annotation, biological process: translation. Gene Ontology annotation, molecular function: structural constituent of ribosome; rRNA binding. Bases 1 to 330 code for a protein of 109 amino acids. Gene Ontology annotation, cellular component: chloroplast; ribosome. The transcript has a single exon.